Bactrocera neohumeralis is the source of this 678-nucleotide messenger RNA. RefSeq names its product heat shock protein 23-like. NCBI's taxonomy places the organism in Eukaryota, Metazoa, Arthropoda, Insecta, Diptera, Tephritidae. Gene Ontology annotation, biological process: protein refolding; response to heat. The transcript has a single exon. Gene Ontology annotation, molecular function: protein folding chaperone. Bases 71 to 583 code for a protein of 170 amino acids. The record is from RefSeq and is a predicted model, not a curated record.
ACAAAGUGAAAGAACUGCUUUUAAAUUUUUCUAUUACUGUAAAGUGAAUAAGCUAAAUACAAAAGAAAAAAUGUCAUCUCUACCAUUGAUCUUGAGCUUGGCUGAUGAUUUGAGCCGCUUGACACCAUUCUACGAACCAGUGUUCUACACUCGUUGGCCCGCCGUUACCACCUCACCCGGAGGCCGCUUGCGCAAAUUGGAUAAAGAUUUACCCGUAGCAACUGUGGGAAAAGAUGGCUUCCAAGCCAGUAUGGAUGUACAGCAAUUCAAGCCCAGUGAGUUGAGUGUGAAAGUGGUCGAUGAUCACAUCGUGGUCGAGGGUAAACAUGAGGAGCGUGAAGAUGAUCAUGGUUACAUUGCACGACACUUUGUUCGUCGCUAUGCUUUGCCAAAAGGAUUUCAGGCCGAUAAAGUGGUUUCCACACUGUCUUCGGAUGGCGUGUUAACAGUUAGUGUACCAAAGCCUGCCAUCGAAGAUAAGUCCAACGAACGUGUGAUCCAAAUUCAACAAACUGGACCAGCUCAUUUGAAUGUAAAGGACAAUUCUGAGGAAACUACCAAAGAAGAAAAGUCCAAGCUAUAAAGUUACAGUUCCUGAUUAAUUUAUUAAGAGAAGAAAAGUCUGUUUAUAAUUUAAGUUUGUAAAUAAAUUUGACUAAAUAAUUUGAAACUUAGAAA